AUGAGCGAACAUUCAUCUGGGGUAUCACGAAAACUGUUUUGUAAUUCUGAUAAAUUAUUUUAUGACAAUUUUAAGAAUUUAGAUGAUCGUCUUAAUUUGAAUAAUAAUUUUAAUGAGAAUAAAUAUGAAGAAAUACACCAUAAGAAAUAUAUGAGAAAUAAUCGGAGAUUUAAAACGGAGCCUCCAAAGAAUUUAUAUGAAAAUGAAGGUGAUCAAUCUUAUUCUUCCUUUUUUCAUAACAUACUUAGAAGUAUAUCAAAAAAUAUAAGAAAUGAUGAUGAUAAUGAUGAUGAUGAUGAUAAUAAUAAUGAUAAUGAUUAUGAUAAUAAUAUUGAUGAUAAUAAUAAUGAUAAUAAUAAUAAUAAUACAUGCUGUGAUAUAUCCCCUUGUGAGGGAAUCUCUAAAAAAAUGAGAUCGAUUCAUAACAAAAUUCAUAAAGACCAACCUGGAGGAUAUUACAAAAAUUUUUUAUAUAAUAAUAAAAAUUCAUCUAAAGAGAAAAAAAUUAAUAAUAUUUGUUCUUCAAUAAAUAAAACUCAAAGAACAUUAAAGAGAAUAGAUACUAAUAUAAACCAGACAUCCAAUAAUAUGAAAUAUUUAAAAACUGUUAACAGUGAUAUUAUAUCAGAUGUCUUUUUAAAAAAUAAUGUUAAGAGUUUAAUUGUUUAUGACACAGGUGGUAUAGACAUUGAGCUCAUAGAAAAUGAAAAUCCAGAAUUUCUAUAUCAUACAUAUACAGGUAAUAUAAUAUCAAAUAUGUAUUAUGAAUAUGAUGAUUCUAUAAAAAAUAAAGAUACAUAUAAAAAUGAAGAAAAAAAAGAUACAAUUAAUUCGUCCUUAUCAUAUAGAGAAAAUUAUAUAUUUAAAAGGGACUAUAAGUUGAGUUACUCUUAUAAAAAUAAAGAUGAUAAUGAAAAAAUAAAAAAUAAUUCCUCAGAAAAAAAUAAUAUUAUGAAUAAUUCUAGUGAUAUGAGUAGUAACAGUGAUAGUAGUAAAAUGUUAACAAAUAAAAAAAAAGAAAAUAAUAUAAAUAAAAAUAAUAAUAUCUAUUAUAAUAAUCAGUGUGAUGGUAAUAUUUUAUAUAAUGAUGUAAAUAAUAAUAAAAUAAAUUAUAACAAAAGUAGUGUAGAUAAUAAAUAUUUGUGUAAAGACACAUGUGAAAAUACAUAUAAAAAUAUAUCUAAUAAAUAUGAUUUACAAGAUUAUAAUACAAAUUCUUCUACAGAAAAAUAUUAUAAUAUUAAAAAUAAAAAUUCCUUAGUAAAUAAAAAUAAUAAAUAUAUACAUAAUACAUCAUCUGAACGUAGUAAAGGUUAUCGUUCUUAUUCAUCAAUAUCUAGUAUUGUUUCUUUGAAUGCUUAUGAAAAAGAAAAUAGAAAGAAAUAUUAUUAUAUAGGAGAGACUAUGAAUAAUAUAAGAAAUGGAUGGGGUAUGCUUAUAUAUAAUGAUAGAGUUAUAUUUGAAGGGGAAUAUAAAAUGAAUAAUGCUAUAGGAUAUUUUAUAAAAUAUAAUGAAUAUUCAACAGAGAUAGGAUAUCGAAGUCCUAUAAGUGUAAAGUCUGUAAUUAUUAUGAGUGAUAAUGACAAUUUUAUUGUUCAAAAUAGGUCAGAAAAUUUGGACACAUCAAAAAGUGGGAAUGACCAAGAUGGUAGUGAUAAUUGGAAUAUAUAUAAUGUGGAAGAUGACAAUAAUAAUGAUAAUAAUGAUAGUAUUAAUAAUAAUGAUAAUAUUUAUAAUGAUGAUAGUAUUAAUAAUAAUGAUCAUAAUAUUUAUAAUAAGCAUGAUUAUAUUUAUAAUAAUCAAAAUAAUGAUAUUAAUUGGAAUAAUAAUAAAGAAAACCCUUCUAGCAACAAAAUUGAUCAGAUUAAUAAGAAUAAUUGUAAAAUAAAUUGUAAUGAAAACAUCAAUAAUUUAAAUAUAAAUAUACCUAUUUAUGAUAAUUAUUCUAAUCCUAUAAGUAAUCCUUCUUACCAUAUUAAUUUAAAAUGUGCAAGUAAAUCAUUACAAAAUAAAGAUAAUAAAAUGAUUUCAAAACAUAGUAAAGAAGAAAAUAACUGUUAUAUAAAUAAUGAUAUAAUAAAGAAUAUAAAAUUUUCAGAAAAUACAGAAGAAGAUGAGAAAAAAUUAAAAAAAUUUAAUAAUCUUACUAGUUAUAUUAGAAGAAAUAGUAAACAUAAAACAUCACCUGCACGUUCUAUAAAUUAUUUAAAACCACCUGUUAUGAAUUUAAUAAGAAAUAAUAUUUAUUUUAAUAGAAAUGCAUUUUGUAAUAAUGAUAGUACAUGCAUUUCUACAUCUAAUUUACAUAGUAGUACUAAAAAAAAGAGAGAACAUAAAACUACUCAUUUUUUAAGCCCAAUGAAUAUUAUAAUAACAUCAUUAGAUACAGACGAUGAAGAUAAUAUUUCAGAUGAUAAUGUAAAAACGGAUGUUAUAAAUGGUUGCACACAAUAUGAAGAUGAAAGAAAGAAAUAUGAACAGAAUAUAAAAACAGAUGAGGAGCAAUCUAUUGAAACAAAUAUUAAAGAUAAUGAUAGUAGGGUUUUAUAUCAAUUAAAUAUUAAUAAAAAUAAUGAUAGAACUAAUGUAUCUGAUAUAGAAAAGAGGGAUUUUAAAGAAUAUGAAGAAAUAUAUGAUAAUGAAGAAAUAAAAACAGAUUAUUCUCAUAAUGAUAAUAAUAUAGAUAAUGUGAAAAAGGUGAAGUCUAUAAAUAUUCAUGAUGUUAAUAAUAAAAUAUAUAAUGAAAAUGAUAUGAACAAUUUUGAUAACCCUAAUAAUUAUAAUGAACAUAAUAAUAAAUUUGAAAAAUAUAUUAACAAAAAAAAGGGAGAAGAAGAAUCAACAUUAAAUGAUGAUCAAAAUAAAUUAUAUAUUAAUGCAUUUGAAAAAUAUAAAUAUCUUAUAUGUGAAAAUAUUAAUAAUGAUAAUUUUGUUAUUAAAAAUAAUCAAAUAACAACAUUUGAAAAGUUUAUAAAAAAUCAAGAAAAAUUUGAAAUAAAUAAUAAAUGGAGAGAUACUCUUAAUAAAAUUAGAAAGGAGAAUCAUAAUAUGAGACAAACAAUGCAACCUAAAAUAAAUAAUUAUGGAUUAGGUAAAUAUGUAUGUAGUAAUAAUAUGGAACAAAUAAAAAAGGAUAAUAUAUUGAAUGAUAGACUAUUGAUGGGUAAAAUUAUAAAGAUAAAAAAUGAAAAGAAUGAUAUAUAUAAUAAUAUAUAUAAUAAUAUUAAUUGUGAUAUAAAUAAUGAUCUUAUUAAUAAUAUUAAUAGUGGUGAUAAUAAUAAUAAUAAUAAUAAUAAUAUAUCUUCUGAAUAUUUAAAUAAUAAUGAUAAAGAAAAUAUAAAAUUUUGUAAUUGGGAUAGAAAUAUAUUUCCAACAAGAUUAAGAGGAGCUACAUUUCCAGAGACACAUGAUGAUAGACAAAAACAUUGUUUUUUAUUUAUUGAUGAUUAUUUAACAUCUAAUGAAAAUAAAUUUGAUAUUAUAAAUGAAAAUGUAAAAUUAAGAGCUUCUGAUUAUAAUAAAUGGUCUGUUAAUAUGUUAUAUAAUUUUCUUAAAAUGAUAGGUUUGAAAAAAGAAGCAUACUUAUUUAAAAUUAAUAAAAUUAGAGGAUAUCAUAUAUUAAAAUUAACAGAUAAAGAAUUGAAAAAAUUAAAUAUAAAUAAUAGUUAUGUUCGAAAAUUUGUACUUUCUGUUUUUCGAUUUUUAACUAAUUCGAUAGAUAACGCAGAUCCUUUAUCAUUGAAUUUUAAUUCUAAUAAAAAAUUUUCAUUUAAUAAUAUACAAAAUAUAUGUAAUAAUCAAAUAACUAUAUUAAAUAAAAUUGGAGGAGGUAGUUAUGCUCAAGUUUUUCGUGCAAAAUAUAAAACAAUCAAUGUUGCUUGUAAAAUUUUCUUAUAUAAACCUAAACAUUUAUCAGACGAAAAUUAUUGUGAAAGUUAUAUAUCAACACCACGUUCUAGUCAUAGGUAUAUAUUUCCAAAAAUUAAUAAAAAUAUAUAUGUAGAAAAUUAUAAAAUUACAGAUAUAAACAAGGAAAAACAAAAUAAUGAAAAUAUUAUUAGUAAUAAUAUACAUAUGAAUGAAUCGAAUUAUAUAGACCAUGUAUCUAAUGUAGAUGAUAUGAAUUAUAUUGAAGAAGAAAAUCAAAUUGAAAAUAAUAAUAAUAAUAAUAAUAAUAAUAAAUUUAAAAAUAAAAAAAAUAAUGAUAUAAAUAAUUCUUUAGAUACAUUACAGAGAAAUAAGAAAAUUAAAAAAAUGGCAAAUUUGGAAAUAUUUCGUUAUUUUCCAACACCAGUAAAAUAUCGAAAUUAUGAAGCCAAAAUUUUAUAUUCGCUACAAGAAUGUAAACAUGUUAUAAAAUUAAUAGGUGUUUGUAGUUUAAGAGAAGGAGAAGAAUCCUUAAUACUUCAAUAUUGUGCAGGUGGGAGCUUAGAAAAAUAUAUAUAUAAAGAUGAGAAAAAAAAAAAUUCUGCAUAUACUAAAUCUUUAACAAGACCCAAACUUGUUAAAAUAUUUCAACAAGUAGCUGAAGGAAUGUAUAAUAUUCAUACUAAUCAAUGUUUCCAUAGAGAUUUAAAAUUAUCAAAUAUAUUAUUAGAUGAAUAUCAAAAUGCAGUUAUAUCUGAUUUUGGUUUAUCUACUAAUUUUUCAUCAAAUGAUAGUCCAACAGCAUAUGCUAUUUAUGGUAAUAUAUUUUAUGCUGCACCUGAAGUUUUAAAAGGAGAAGGUUUUUUUAAAGAAUCUGAUGUAUGGUCAUUUGCUGUAAGUUUAUGGGAAGCCUUAACUAAAAAAAUUGCAUAUGAUGGAAUAUCAGCAUCAGAAGUUUUUUGUAAAAUAUCAUCAGGAGAAUUAUUCUUACCUAUUCCAAAAGAUAUUCCUAUCGAAUUAUCUCAACUUUUAAAAAGUAUGUUAGAUUAUGAUUUUACAAAAAGACCACUUUUUAAUGUUAUUGCAAAAAAAUUAGAACAAAUAAGAAUUCAAGCCGAAGAUAAAUUACAUUUGGAUAUUAUGUCCUUUUUUGAUGGCUAA
Molecule: messenger RNA, 5028 nt
Organism: Plasmodium gaboni
Lineage: Eukaryota; Apicomplexa; Aconoidasida; Haemosporida; Plasmodiidae
Product: tyrosine kinase-like protein
Exons: 1
Coding region: 1-5028 (1675 amino acids)
Biological process (GO): protein phosphorylation
Molecular function (GO): protein binding; ATP binding; protein kinase activity
Source: RefSeq, a predicted model, not a curated record